CCUCAAGCAAAAGCAAUUCAAACACCAACCCUAGAUCUGACUAAUUUCACAAACCCUAAAGAAGGUAUACCUUCACUUUCCUCCUCUACAACUUAAAUAAUUCACCUUCUCUUCUCCUCCCUCCAUCUUCAUCUCAAUAUUCCAAUUUUCCAAUUCCUUUUCAAAAAAAAAAAUGGAACCCAAAUUGUGGAUUCUCCUCAUAUUAGCUAUAACAAUGGUGAAUUUCACCUAUGCUCAAUCAUCGAUUCAACCCAUUGUCAAGAUUGUUAAGGGGAAGAAACUGUGUGAUAAAGGAUGGGAAUGUAAAGGUUUUUCAAAAUUUUGUUGUAAUGAGACAAUCUCUGAUUAUUUUCAGACAUAUCAAUUUGAGAAUUUGUUUUCUAAGAGGAAUACUCCGGUAGCUCAUGCUGUCGGAUUUUGGGAUUAUAAGUCUUUUAUUACGGCGGCAGCUGAUUAUCAACCGUUAGGGUUUGGUACAACUGGUGGUAAGUUUAUGGGUAUGAAGGAGAUCUCUGCUUUUCUUGGUCAUGUUGGCAGCCAAACUUCUUGUGGUUAUGGAGUUGCAACAGGCGGACCGCUUGCUUGGGGUCUAUGCUACAACAAAGAAAUGAGCCCGAGCAAGGAUUACUGCGACGAAACUUACAAAUACGAUUAUCCAUGCACUCCCGGAGUCGAAUAUUAUGGCCGAGGAGCUUUACCUAUUUAUUGGAACUACAACUAUGGAGCAGCAGGGGAAGCUCUUAAAGUAGACAUACUAAACCAUCCGGAAUACAUUGAACAAAACGCGACUCUUGCCUUUCAAGCCGCCAUUUGGAGGUGGAUGACUCCGAUUAAGAAAUCACAGCCAUCGGCUCACGAUAUCUUUGUUGGCAACUGGAAACCGACCAAGAACGAUACUUUGGCUAAAAGGGUGCCUGGAUUUGGAACAACUAUGAAUGUUCUUUAUGGAGAAGGUGUUUGUGGACAAGGGGAUGUUGAUUCAAUGAACAAUAUGGUCUCACAUUACCUAUAUUAUCUCGAUUUGAUCGGGGUUGGUCGAGAGGAGGCUGGACCGCAUGAAGUACUCAGUUGUGCUGAUCAAGAAGCGUUUAAUCCGAUAACUUCUUCAUCGUCUUCUUGAAUAAGAGAAAAAGGAUAUGGAUUUGUCUUAUUUUGGAUGUUGGAAUUAUUCUUUUUCAUGUGAAGUGUGUGUAUAAUGAUUGAUGUUAUUGGGCAAAGAUUUUCUGUAAUGUAAUAUAAGUCCUACAUAAAAACAUGGUUGUAAGAAAGAAAAUUGAAUAUUCAAAGUCUGGUAAAAAAUAAGUUGUUUUUAUUAA
Molecule: messenger RNA, 1316 nt
Organism: Impatiens glandulifera
Lineage: Eukaryota; Viridiplantae; Streptophyta; Magnoliopsida; Ericales; Balsaminaceae
Product: chitinase-like protein 2
Exons: 3
Coding region: 173-1120 (315 amino acids)
Biological process (GO): chitin catabolic process; cell wall macromolecule catabolic process; carbohydrate metabolic process
Molecular function (GO): chitinase activity
Source: RefSeq, a predicted model, not a curated record